Messenger RNA from Penicillium riverlandense, 2742 nucleotides. RefSeq lists its product as uncharacterized. The transcript is spliced from 3 exons. Bases 1 to 2742 code for a protein of 913 amino acids. The record is from RefSeq and is a predicted model, not a curated record. Lineage: Eukaryota; Fungi; Ascomycota; Eurotiomycetes; Eurotiales; Aspergillaceae.
AUGCCUGCAACUUUUCGCUUUUGGACUUGUUAUGUUGCAGCGUGUUCCGCUGCCGCAGCAAUCGACGUCGGUCUCUGUGAACGCUGUCAGCGGCAUUUUUGCGCUGACCACGCUAUAUCCCCAACGCAUGGCUGCAAGCCCCUUGAUGACAAUGCCUGGACGGCUGCGCGAGUCCAAGAACUGAAGGCGCUUCGAGGCAUGAUCAAUGUCAAGAAUCUCCUGCGUCGAGCCUCGGAGCGCAAUGGUGACCUUCCAUGUGAGCUAGAUACUUCAGACCAUCUUGGCGAAAAGCGGAUGGGUGGAAUGCAUGUCCAUCUCCGAAUUAUCUUCUCGAAUGGUACGACUUGGCUCGCGCGCGUACUCCGACAAAACUACACUUCUUUCUCAGACGACUUUGGCAACCUCUGCUUAGAGAGUGAAUGUGCGACUUUGAAGUGGCUCGAGAGCAUGAAAGUACCUGCACCUCAACUUCAUGACUACGGUCUGCGCAAUGACCCUAGCAAUGAGGUUGGCGUUGCGUACAUGCUUAUAGACGAACUUCCCGGAACCCCUUUACUUUAUUUGAAGCCAUCAGAAGACCAACUACGCAAAGUGUACAAGAGGUAUGCCGAGAUCCUGUGCGUGAUCCACGAGCACCCCUUUGAGCAAAUUGGGUGUCUAUCCUUUCAGUCAGAUGGCAACAUCGGGAUCGGUCCCAUUGUGGGUGAUCGGACAGGGACAUUUUCGCAGAUGGGCCCUUUUCGCUGUGCACGAGAAUACUAUGCGACAUGGGCGGAGAAAUACCUCGACAUAAUCUACGACAGGCAGCUUUUCACCCCAUACUCCGUCAAUGCCUACCUUAUCUUCAAAUACCUCAAAGAAUUGGCAGAACGAGGCCGAUGGAACGCGUUUGAACUCAGUAUUGACGAUGGUCCAUUCUUUUUGAAACAUAUGGAUGACAAGGGUGACCAUAUUCUCGUGGACGAGGAGUACAACAUUACCGGUCUUAUCGACUGGACGUUUGCCAGGGUGGUGCCUUUUUAUGAGGCAUUUGGGCCUUCCCUCUUGACAGCAGAAAUGAGUGACAUCUACCAAGGUAGAGCUGGGCAAUCCCGAAAUGACAAGCUCAUGAUUGAGUCUAUACAGACUAAGAGCAACUCUUUAGCACGAUUCGCGGAUGGCCCUGACCUAGUCCGUCGUUUCUCCUUUGGUCUUGGAAUGGGCAUGAAUAUGUCGUGGAGCGAAGCAAAUGCCUUAUUCAGAGGUAUCCUUUCCACGGCAACCGGAAUCGACUUGGAAAUUGACUGGGAAGUCUGGCGUCAGAGUCGCCUUUUUCAAUGGGCCAAUGACGCGAGGCUGCAAGCCCUUCUGAUCAAUACAGGUGAACGGCAGGAUGACAGCACGACGAAGAGAAUAUUUGAAAAUACCCAACCUCCUCGACAUGCGACCUGUUCGAUAGGCUACUGCACUAGACCCGGCGUUCGUCAACGUAGCUGUGUAAGAUGCCAAAGACACCUCUGUUCCAAGCAUCAGUCAAAGGAAUUCCACAAAUGCCCAUCUGUCUCCGAGUCGAUCAAUGAUGAAGUAUCGGAGUUGCUAUCCAAUAUCAACACCUUGGAGCUUGUCAAAAUCGGGACUCAACUCCAAAAUGGACUCAAGUGCAGAUUCGAGCUUGAAGGUAGGGCGAUGAUGGGGUGUGCCAACUAUCACGCGUGGCUUGUUUUUGACAAUGGCGACAAGUGGAUCGUCCGAGUCCCCCGAACAGGCUUUACCGACGUCCCAUCCGAACUAGUGGAGUACCUUGUUGCUAGUGAAUACGCAACGCUCAAGUUUCUCGAGCCGACAAAGAUUCCAGCUCCCAAGCCAUAUGGCUAUGGACUCGCAUCCGAUCCCUCGAACCGUGUCGGCGUUAGCUACAUACUGAUGCAAGCCAUGCCUGGGAAACCGUACUACGCGUCCCAAGUUUCAUACUCGCAGAAGCAACGGGUCAUCGAACAACUGGCCGAUAUUAUGAUCGAGAUUUACAAACAUCCAGUGCCGCUAGUAGGUUCACUGGUUAUGGAAGGCGAACGCACAAAGCUGUCAUCCGUAGCUAGCAACCGCUUCGUUGUAUUGGGUACCUAUGGUCCUUUCGAAACACCUUUGGACUAUAUCAUCAGCAUCACGGAGCAAUAUUUAGACCUCAUCGCCGAUGGACAGGUUCAUCAUAAGUAUCCAUUGGAAGCGUUCCUUUACUAUCGAUUUCUUCGCAAGAAUGCCACCAAAAUAGCGUCCUCGGAUGCUGUCGGCAAUUUCUUUCUGAAACAUGUCGACGACAAAGGUGAUCACCUUCUCGUCGAUGAGAAUCUCAAUAUCACCGGCAUUAUCGAUUGGCAGUUUGCCCGCACUGUCCCUGCAGCGGAGGCUUUUGGCCCCUCCUACGUGACCGCGGACCUCGGUGCUCUCUAUUCCAGCAACACUGGUGUGACAGACGAUGAUCGACUUCUUGCAACCGCCCUGAGAAAUCGAGGUGCCAACGAGCUCGCCUCAUAUGCAGCUGAUAAUGAGCUUAUGCGACGAUUCCACCACGGUCUUGCUAGUGGCUUGAGCAAGAACGAAGCCCGUAGUAUGUUGAAGGGUAUGGUGGAAAUCAUUCGAAGUCAGCCCGUGGAUAAUAUCGAUGCAUGGAUUACCGAACAGUGGGAUGAUUGCCGCAGUGACCCUCGCUUCAGGAACAUUCAGGCGCUGCUUUCCGAACAGAAUGACUACACGCAGAUGAAUUGA